CGACAGUUAAUACAGAGAUUGAGACUCCAGCAUCUGGUGACUAAUACGUCGUUGAAAUUACUGCACAUACGUGCAGGACAUAAUCCAAUUGACUUUCUGGCACCCGAGGUGAUUGCCAGUGAGCGUCAGUGUCAGUUCCACUAUCUCAAUAAAGUUAUUAGAAACUUACUGUUGGCAGUUCCGGAAAAGUUCGCAAUGUUUGCCUAUCCAAUAGUUCCAAUGGCUACAGAAGAGGAGAUCUUAGCCUUCGCUGAAUGGGCCUUUGGCCCAAAGGGCCUCCAAAGUCUUAUCAUAUUAGCUUACGGCAACUUUGCAGAGGGUGACAGCAAUAAUAGUUAUAUUUAUUGCAGAAGUUCGGUUUUAGAGAGAGGAUAUGAAACAACUGACAACUCGGGCAAAGUUAUGCCUUCAUUUCGGAAGAUGACGAUACAAGAUGAUUACAUGUGGAAUUUCGUCCCAAAGGGGGUCCACUUUCCUAAAAGAGUGCAGAGAAUAUCCACAGGUGUUCUAGAUGUUGAUGCUGUAUGUAGUCUUUCAAAGUUUUCAUUCCUACCAGAGAAUAAUGUUGAGCAUUUCUGA
Rasamsonia emersonii CBS 393.64 is the source of this 579-nucleotide messenger RNA. RefSeq lists its product as uncharacterized. The annotation marks the transcript as partial. The transcript has a single exon. Lineage: Eukaryota; Fungi; Ascomycota; Eurotiomycetes; Eurotiales; Trichocomaceae. The record is from RefSeq and is a predicted model, not a curated record.